GGUGUGGGGGUGUGGGUGGGAUUUACAAUUUAAUGUUUAAUAGGUGUGUUGUUUCUUGGUCCUGAGAUAAUCACACGGCAACACUCACAUGACUGGAGGAGCCUGGACAUGGAGCCUGAAGUUAACGAAGGUUCUGUGCCUCCGUAUUACAGAGAGGUAUAUGAAGCGAUCUGCUGUAAGCGCGAGGAUCGAGUGCAGAGGAAUGUGUUCCACACGUUGCUGAACAGGACUGAGUUGCCCACCGCUGUACAGAACCAGAUCGCUGAGAUUAUAGAGUGUAAGGAGGAGCCCAUCUCCAGGUCAGUCCUGUACAAAGCUCUGGUGCUUAUCGCUUUCGCACAACAGGGAAAACAGCCCUCAGCAAAGCUCCUGGAAAACGUCACACAAGACUUUCCGAAACCUGAGCUGGGGGCUCCUGGUGAGCUGGAGGCGGUGAGGAUGCAGGCGCAGGCAAACCCGAUCCUGGUGUGCCGGAGCCUGCCUGAACUCAUGGCCAUCGACACGGUGGAGGUGGAGCUCAUUCCUGAGAAGAAGGGCCUUUUCCUCAAACAUGUGGAAUAUGAAGUUUCCAGCCAGCGUUUCAAGUCCUCUGUGUACCGGCGUUACAAUGAUUUUGUGGUGUUUCACGAGGUGCUUCUGCAGCGAUUUCCUUAUCGCAUGGUGCCCACCUUGCCCCCAAAGAGAAUGCUUCGAGUUGACCGGGAAUUCAUCGAGUCUCGGCGCCGUGCUCUGAAGCGCUUUGCUAACCUGGUCGCUCGUCACCCCUUUUUCUCCGAGGAUGAGCUUCUCCAGGUCUUCCUGUCUUUCAGUGGCUCCGAUGUUCAGAACAAAAUCCGGGAAUCGUUCCGAGGUGUUGGUGAUGAGUUCAUGACGUGUGAAAUAGCAACUACUGCCAAGGAUCUGCUGCCUCCCGACAUCCAGGCUCAGUUUGGGGCCAGCCGGGAGCUGAUCAGGAACAUUUACAACAGUUUCCACAAGCUGAGGGACCGGGCCGAGAGGAUGGCCUCCCGCUCUGCUGACAACGCCACCGAUCUCCUGUUGUUCGGGAAGGAGCUGAGUACUCUGGGCUCGGACACCACACCGGUGCCCUCCUGGGCUUCAGUGACCAGUAACACGUGGGGUUUGCUGAGGCAGGCGCUCAGGGGCCUCUCUGUGGAGUUCGCUUUACUCGCUGAUAAGUCAGCACAACAGGGAAAGCGAGAGGAAGAGGAGGUGGUGGAAAAACUCAGCAUCUUCCUCGAUUUGCUGCAGUCUUACAAAGAUUUGUGCGAGCGGCACGAGAAGGGGGUGUUGCACGAGCACCAGCGAGCGCUACAGAAAUACACGUCUAUGAAGCGGCAGAUGAUGAGUGUGACGGUGCAGAGCAAGGAGCCGCUGUCUGUGGAGCAACUGGAGUCUCGCAUUGUGCAGCAAGAGAACGCCAUCCUGAACAUGGAGCUGCGCAAUUACUUCUCCAUGUACUGCCUUCACCAGGAAACCCAGCUCAUCCACAUCUACCUGCACAUCACGUCUCACGUGCUGACCGCCUUCAUCGACUCCCAGAUCCAAGGCCACAGAGAGAUGUGCGAGGUGUGGAACGACUUGAAGCCGAAGCUGGGCUGCCUCCUGCCCAACGGGACCCCGUCACCCCCUGUGUCCCCAAGGCCUGGAGCCUGGCACAACCCCAGCACCUUCUUCCCCCAGUGACAUUCCACAGCAUUCUUGCGCUGUUGGGGGGGCAAUUUUCAAAGGCGGGAGAGAAGAGGUUGUGCGAAGAGUGGACUUAAUUUUUCCUUUCGCUUCAUCUGUACAACAUUCUGGUUGUUAUUCCUACUUCUCCUGACUUUGGUUUGAAAGUUUUCCCGAGACUCAGGCUUCUCAGUAGUGAGUAAGUUUCCUCUUCUCCGGCCUGCUGUGACCUUGGCUGGGAGACCGUUGGGCUAUUUCUCUGGCUGUUGUGUGGUUUUCCCUGUGUUACUGUGAUUAGAGACCAGCUCACAGUGAGGCUAGUGCUCUGUCAGGAAAUCUUUGAAACUCUUGAACUGAGCUGAAAUAUAAGCCUCGUGUGUGUGGGAGGGGAACUAGACACUCCAGGAAAAAAGGAACAGUCACAUCAGUGUAAAACCCAUUUCUACACUGUUGUGCUGACUGCUGCUUCCUGCUGCUAGUUGUCACUCAGCAGCCUUCCUAGUUGCCGCAGGACAUUUCAUC
Messenger RNA from Callorhinchus milii (elephant shark), 2190 nucleotides. It is a transcript of the gene snx8a, whose product is annotated as sorting nexin 8a. Gene Ontology annotation, biological process: retrograde transport, endosome to Golgi. The transcript is spliced from 13 exons. NCBI's taxonomy places the organism in Eukaryota, Metazoa, Chordata, Chondrichthyes, Chimaeriformes, Callorhinchidae. Gene Ontology annotation, molecular function: phosphatidylinositol binding. The record is from RefSeq and is a predicted model, not a curated record. The coding region runs from base 109 to 1686 and encodes 525 amino acids.